Molecule: messenger RNA, 1882 nt
Organism: Dendroctonus ponderosae (mountain pine beetle)
Lineage: Eukaryota; Metazoa; Arthropoda; Insecta; Coleoptera; Curculionidae
Product: fatty acyl-CoA reductase wat
Exons: 10
Coding region: 221-1732 (503 amino acids)
Biological process (GO): long-chain fatty-acyl-CoA metabolic process
Cellular component (GO): peroxisome
Molecular function (GO): alcohol-forming very long-chain fatty acyl-CoA reductase (NADP+) activity
Source: RefSeq, a predicted model, not a curated record
GCUAAUUGUUCGCUUUAUUUAGUUGUUAAACAUUUUUGGCUCUUGUAAAUUGUCCGACCACUAACAGCUUAAGACGUUGGCGAGUCGUUGUAUGAAGUGGUGGUGAUUCGCGUGUUCCUUUUUUGACUGUUUCACGUUUGCACUAGUUAAUUUUUCCUAGUAUAGUGAUUGCUUUAAAAGGAGAGUUUUUUGUGUUAAGGAGCGAACUUCAACAUAGAAAAUGUCCAAUAUGGAGAUAUCUGCUAUUCAGGAGUUCUACAAAGGGACCAAUGUGUUUUUAACUGGAGGUACUGGUUUCUUGGGCAAAGCCACUAUCGAGAAACUGCUGAGAAAUACUGAAGUUGAAACCAUCUAUGUGCUGAUACGAGAAAAGAAGGGCCAAACACCCCAUAUGAGAAUUGACUCGCUUUUUGACGAUGUGCUUUUUGAUCGAUUGAAGAAAGAGAAACCGAAAUGCCGAAAUAAAGUCGAAGCCAUUGCUGGAGACUGUUCGAUUGCAGGUUUAGGAAUUUCAAUCACAGACAGACAGAGGUUGAUAUCAAACAUUAACGUUAUUCUUCACGUGGCAGCUACGGUUAACUUCAACGAGCACAUAAAAUUAGCUUACAACAUUAACGUUAAUGGUACCAAAGACCUUAUAAAUCUUGCAAGAGAAGUCCAAAAUUUAAAGUCUGUGGUUCACGUUUCUACAGCAUACGCAAACUGUCAUCUUCGAGAAAUUGACGAAAAACUGUACGAAUAUCCGGUAAAAUAUUCAGAUGUGGAGAACGCUUUGGAAAAAAUGACUGUUGAACAAUCAGACCUCUGUACGCCCAAACUCUUAGGACAAUGGCCCAACAGUUACACAUUCACCAAAGCUUUGGCCGAAUCCCUGGUAAAAGAUCUUGGAAAUGGUUUGGCUGUUGGAAUCUUCAGACCUGGCAUAGUCGUUUCAACUUACAAAGAGCCGUUUCCUGGCUGGAUAGAUAAUCUCUAUGGACCCACCGGUCUUGCUGCCGGCGCAGUAUCUGGAUUAUUAAGAGUUUCUUAUUGUGACGGUGGGAAAUUGGCCGAUAUCGUACCGGUUGAUACUUGUGUAGCCGCUCUGAUCGUUUCUGCCUGGGACGUUUAUAAAAGAAGCCAAGAAAAAACAUUUGAAACUAUUCCAGUCUACAACUAUGUAUCAUCGACGGAAAAUCCAAUAACUCAUGAAGAUUUCAAGGUAUUAAACUUAACACAUGGAAUGGACUUUGUUCCCUCCAACGCCAUUUGGAAGCCCGUUGCUUUAAUGACGACCAACUACUACUUUUAUAUAUUUUUGAAAAUUUUCCUGCAUAUAAUUCCGGCAGCUCUUCUCGAUUUAUGCACCAUGCUGACAGGAGGCAAACCAAAACUAUUACGUAUUUACAAAAAAGUCCACAAGUUCAGCGAAUUCCUCAGCUACUUUUGCUUGCAAGAGUGGAAGUUUAGCAACAAUAACGUUCAAAACUUGUGGUUGAAAUUGAACAAAACAGAUCAGCAAUUGUUCCCAAUGAGUAUGCAAAAUGUGUCAUGGACUCUUUUCUUCAGAAGGUACAUUAAGGGCAUCAGGCAAUAUUUGCUGAAGGAAUCCGAUGCCACUUUGGAGGCAUCCAGGAAGAGAUUUAAAAGGUUUUCGAUUGCUCAUGAAGUUCUGAAACUUGUCUUUUAUUUCUUCGGGAGUUUGCUGACCGCCAGUAUAUUAAGCCGAGUGUGGAACGCGAUUUGUAAUUAGUCAAUAAUUUUUCUAUGUUAAAUAGAAUUUUCAUAUUGUCGGCACUGCUUGGGGAAGUGUACCAGUAUCGAUAUUAUAUUUUUAGACUUGUAGUUGCUAUCACGCUAGUCUAGCGUCUUAAUUGCACAAUAAAUCCAUGGUGUCCACGUU